AUGCAAGUCGAAAUUGUCAAAAGCAGCCACGGUAAAAAGAAAUUUCGCAGGCCAGAACGCUCAAUUCCUGAAGAAAUCAAAAGUUCUUUAUUGGAACAAACAACACCUCGAAAACUUUGGACACCUCAGGAUGGAAUUCAAGCCAAAAUGACAAAAUUAAAUGACACUGAUGAAUUUCAACGAAAUGCACCGCCACCUACUCGUCCCUUAUUCGAUCAUCGUAGGGACCCUAUCAUUUUGGUGCCAAAAGCUAGCAUUGGACACGAAAGUCAAAAGCCAACUUUGAAUAACGCGUCAUAUAAGAAUGAAACUGUUAAUUAUACUCAUACUCGUCGCGCUAGCACUCAUUUCGGGUCUGUGACAAAUGGAAAAAAACUUUAUAAUCCUUAUAGCGAUGAAGAAAGCGAUUCAAAGAAACAAGCUCAACGUGAUAUCGCUAAGCCUUCUCGUACACACGCGCGAACCAAAAGUGCCCAUGAUGCCGUUUCAGUUGCCCUCAAGAAUAAUGAAAUUGGUAAAGGUGCCAUAAACAAAGAAGAACGUGAUGCAAAGGUGUUAAAAAAUCUUGCUAAGGAGAUUGCGUUAAUGGAAAAGCAACUUUUUGAUCUUUCAAGUCAGAUCAAUAGUAAUAAUGCCAUUGACGAUGUACCGAAAAUUGCUUCUAGGCAAUAUCUCGUUAGUGAGGAAUAUUGGGAAGAAAGAAUGUCCUUUCAUUUACGUUUGGCUCAGAAAUACAUAGAGUUUACGCAAAUUGACAAGAAUGUUGCAAUGAAACAAGACUUUGAGUCCAAAUGUUGGAAAUACGCUUUUUACACCCUGAUCGAAGAAUUUAGGAAUGCACUCUCGAUAGAACGUGCUUCCACAGGACACCGCUCUUACACUAAUUCAAUUGUUCUUAAGCAGUUCGGUAAAUUCUUGAAUGAGUCCGAAACUUUCUAUAUAGAAUUAUUGAAAAACAGUAUUCAAAAAACUAAAUCCAAUGAGAUUCCGCCCGAGAAUAGCCAACUUCCAAAAUGGUUUCGUUGCAUCAGUUGUUUAGGUGAUCUUGCUCGAUACAGGUGGACUUAUAGCUUAAAUGAUCACGAAGAUAAAAAACAUGAAUGGGCCAUGAAUGCAUCAAAUUGGUAUAAAUUAGGGAUUACACUCAAUCCUUCAAAUGGUAAAUUCUAUCACCAUUUAGCGAUAUUGGCUUCUAAUGACGAGAUGCAAAAGUUAUAUUAUUUUUGCCGCAGUCUUCUUGUUAAAACUCCAUUUAUUAUUGCACGUGAAUCUGCAAUUCCAUUUUUUGAGGCCAAUCGACAACUUUUUAUACCAAACGUCAACGAUACUAAACAAAAAACUCGUCGCGGAUAUCUACACAAACGUGAAAGUAACUCGACUUGUAGUACAUCGAAGGCUACCAAGCUCAUUUCGAAUCAAGAUAUCCAAUCUCUCUUUGUCCGAUUGCACGGAAUGCUUUUUACAAAAAUCGGUCUCGAGAAUUUCAAUGAGACUUUACGUAUUUUCGUACAUAAAACAUCCAAUAUUAAUUAUUUGCAAAAGAUUGAUAAGGUCGAAAACCAAUAUUUUUUGGAGCUAUGCUUGCAAUUGGCCGUAAUAAAUCUAUCGAGUAUAUAUUGUUAUGGCAACAAUGAAGGUUCUUCCCUUAUUAAAGCAAUCGAGGCUUCUAUAAAUGACCGAGAAGACAAUGUGAAGAUUCUCGAUUCUGAUAUUGCAUUCACUAAUGGAGUAAAUAUUACUUUUGAGCUUAUGAGGCAAUUUAUGGGUAAUUAUCUAAGUGAUGAGGUCAAUUCUGAAGGGCACGAUAUUACUGAAGGGUGGCUUCUUUAUUGUGAAGUCGUAUUAAUGUGGAUGGUGGCAAGUUGCGCCUUUGAUAAUUUCGCCGCAGAAUUUCAAUCGAGUAUAUGGGAAAAGUUAUCCGGAAAAGCAAUUUGUCCCCGUUUUUGGGAAACAAUUGCAAAUUUUUUAACCAAAAUAACACGGCAAGUCUCUGCCUUUACAAAAGAAGAGAUAAUUUCAUCAAAUGGAAGCAUUUUUCCGCCUCCCCUAGCUGAAGAUUGGGAAUUGCGUGGAAUCUGUUGGUUACGACAAAUUCAUCCAAAUAAUUACUUUAAAGAAGAAAUUGAUUUGUUGACAUCUAAUUUUAAUGCUGAAAAACUCAAUGAUUAUAUUGCUCCAACGUAUUCCCUGAAAUUGGACCCGGAUGCUAAAGUGAGAAGGAGAGCAAGAAUAUUUGAGUUGGGAAUAUUGUUAGCAAAGAAAAUAAAUGGGCUCGAAUUUGAUGAAAAACUUGACUCCUUCUCUUCUUUGCCCGAACUAGACGAGGAUGUAAAAGACACCAAAAUAAAGUCAGAAUUGCUUUUUGAAAACGAGCUUAGCCAGUCUAAGUCUGAUUGGGCCGAAGAGGUAGAAAAUGUGAUCCAAAAGGAAUUAAGUGAUCAAGAAGAAGAUGAAAAUAUUAAGGAAUUGAAGGCACGCAGAGCAAAUCUAGAAAUGAAGACUGCUGCUCUAAUUGAUUCUCGUGUAACUCCGAAAAAAUCACACGUGAAUGAAAAAAAGACAGAGUUAAUUCCGAUCAAGAAGUCACCGAAAUCAGCUUCCAAAAUUUUACCAGGAUAUACUACAUUCAUCGUUGACACAAAUUGUUUAGUGGGCGAUUUGUACUCUGUCAAAAAAAUUAUAAAGUCCGAAAAAUGGAAUGUGUUGGCUGGAUUAACUUUGAAUCCGCCUCCGCUUGGAAAUUCGGCUACCGAAGCGCUCAACUAUUUAAAACAAGCAAUGUCAAGUGGGACCAGGGAAAUAAAAUUAAAAGUUCAGACAAGUAAAGGAAAUUACAUAUCCGAUAUUAGUUUCAAUGAGGAAUUCGAUUUCGGAUAUGGAGAAGACAAAAAGAAAAAUCUUGACGACAUUAUUUUAGGAAUUUGUUUGUGGCACGCAAAGAAUCAUCCCGAUACUGGCAAUCAAAACAAUGGAAAUCAAAAUGAAAGAGUGGUUCUUUUGACAAACGAUAGGAACCUUCGAGUGAAAGCACGCGCGAGAGAUGUUAAUGUCGUUAAUGUCCAGGAUUUUAAGAAUCUCAUUGGAUGA
Ambispora gerdemannii is the source of this 3087-nucleotide messenger RNA. The record is from the annotation of a GenBank genome assembly. Lineage: Eukaryota; Fungi; Glomeromycota; Glomeromycetes; Archaeosporales; Ambisporaceae.